Molecule: messenger RNA, 1660 nt
Organism: Bubalus bubalis (water buffalo)
Lineage: Eukaryota; Metazoa; Chordata; Mammalia; Artiodactyla; Bovidae
Gene: ARPC1A
Product: actin related protein 2/3 complex subunit 1A
Exons: 10
Coding region: 189-1301 (370 amino acids)
Biological process (GO): Arp2/3 complex-mediated actin nucleation
Cellular component (GO): actin cytoskeleton; Arp2/3 protein complex
Molecular function (GO): actin filament binding
Source: RefSeq, a predicted model, not a curated record
GCCGCCGCGCCGCGCAGGCGCCGUGGCCACUUCCGGGAACUGUCAGCCGCUCCCUCUGGGCCUCGGUCCUCCGCCCGCGCCCGCCGGAGCCUGUUCGCGUCGACUGACCAGAGUCCGCGAAUUCAACGCUCCGAGCCCGUCCGGACGGCCCCGAUCCCAGCUUCUAUCCUUUGAAAACACUAAGAAUAAUGUCCCUGCAUCAGUUUUUACUGGAGCCAAUCACCUGUCAUGCCUGGAACAGGGAUCGUACCCAGAUCGCCCUUAGCCCCAAUAAUCAUGAGGUCCACAUCUAUAAGAAGAACGGGGGCCAGUGGGUGAAGGCCCAUGAACUCAAGGAACACAAUGGACACAUCACAGGUAUCGACUGGGCUCCCAAGAGUGACCGCAUCGUCACUUGCGGGGCCGACCGCAACGCCUACGUCUGGAGUCAGAAGGAUGGCGUCUGGAAGCCAACCCUGGUGAUCCUGAGAAUUAACCGGGCGGCCACUUUCGUCAAGUGGUCCCCGCUAGAGAACAAGUUUGCUGUGGGCAGCGGAGCACGACUCAUUUCCGUCUGUUACUUUGAGUCUGAAAAUGACUGGUGGGUGAGCAAGCACAUUAAAAAGCCCAUCCGCUCCACGGUCCUCAGCUUGGAUUGGCAUCCCAACAACGUCUUGCUGGCCGCGGGAUCCUGCGACUUCAAGUGCAGAGUAUUUUCUGCCUACAUUAAAGAAGUGGAUGAGAAGCCAGCCAGCACGCCCUGGGGCAGCAAGAUGCCUUUCGGUCAGCUGAUGUCCGAGUUCGGGGGCAGCGGCACUGGCGGCUGGGUGCAUGGGGUCAGCUUCUCGGCCAGCGGCAGCCGCCUGGCCUGGGUCAGCCACGACAGCACCGUGUCCGUUGCCGACGCCUCCAAAAGCGUGCAGGUCUCAACUCUGAAGACAGAGUUCCUGCCCCUCCUGAGUGUGUCGUUCGUCUCAGAGAACAGCGUCGUGGCUGCUGGCCAUGAUUGCUGCCCCAUGCUCUUUAACUACGACGACCGUGGCUGCUUGACCUUCGUCUCCAAGCUGGACAUCCCCAAACAGAGCAUCCAGCGCAACAUGUCGGCCAUGGAGCGCUUCCGCAACAUGGACAAGCGGGCCACGACCGAGGACCGCAACACGGCCCUGGAGACGCUGCACCAGAACAGCAUUACUCAAGUGUCUAUUUACGAGGUGGACAAGCAAGAUUGUCGCAAAUUUUGCACUACCGGCAUUGACGGAGCCAUGACCAUUUGGGAUUUCAAGACCUUAGAGUCUUCCAUCCAGGGUCUUCGGAUAAUGUGAAGCUGAGCGAGCCUCCAGACCCAGCAUGAGGACGGACCGGCUGCGCUGGGGCAGCGCUGCCAUUCGCACCGGGAGGGGAGCCCGCCGCCAGGAAACACUGAAGAUGCACGUGGCGCAAACCUCGUUGUGUGUUUUGUUUGAAUAUAAUUGGUGAAAGUGUUGGUUUUUUAAAAGCAGCAGUGAUUUGGGUUUUGUUUGGGGGGUUGUUUUUGUUUUGUUUUGCAAUUUCAUUCCAUUCUUGACCAAAGCUUCUCUUUAAGUAGUUUAUUAUGGAACGUUGUCAACACUAACUUAAAGGAAGGGAUGGGGAGGUAUGUAAAUUGUCUGCUAAAAAAAAAAAUAAAAACACUGAAUAUGUU